Messenger RNA from Exophiala oligosperma, 339 nucleotides. RefSeq lists its product as uncharacterized. The transcript is spliced from 2 exons. Bases 1 to 339 code for a protein of 112 amino acids. NCBI's taxonomy places the organism in Eukaryota, Fungi, Ascomycota, Eurotiomycetes, Chaetothyriales, Herpotrichiellaceae. The record is from RefSeq and is a predicted model, not a curated record. Gene Ontology annotation, molecular function: L-ornithine transaminase activity; pyridoxal phosphate binding; identical protein binding. Gene Ontology annotation, cellular component: cytoplasm.
AUGGCAAUGCCUUCUGCUUCUAUGGUCGAGGUCAUGCACGCGACCAAUGGCCUCAGCACAGACAUCUACAGUGCCAAGUCAUCACCAGCUCGGUCGCAACAAAAAGAAAUUCUGCUAUCACAACAGGCCCAGCGACUGCUAGAUCUCGAGGCUCGAUACACUGUCGGAGGAUUCACACCUCUGCCCGGAUUCUUCGAACGAGGUUUGGGGUCCGUGCUUUGGGACGUGGAUGGCAAGGAGUAUCUUGACUUCAUCUGCAUGUUCAGUUCCAUCAACCAGGGGCACUGUCAUCCCAGGAUUGUCGCAGCUGUGAUCGAACAGGUCCAGAAGGGUGAAUAG